Messenger RNA from Stegodyphus dumicola, 2390 nucleotides. Its product is annotated as pyruvate dehydrogenase phosphatase regulatory subunit, mitochondrial-like. Gene Ontology annotation, cellular component: mitochondrion. The record is from RefSeq and is a predicted model, not a curated record. Lineage: Eukaryota; Metazoa; Arthropoda; Arachnida; Araneae; Eresidae. Gene Ontology annotation, molecular function: protein binding.
ACUGAAAUGCUUAAGAAAUUUCGACAAUGGUCACCAAUCACGAGUUGUUGCUGUGGAAUUCUAAAGGACAUGGUCAUCCGAAAUCGGUGCUAAAUUGUAUUACUUGGCCAGUCGAUGGGAUGAUUUGGAGCUUUAUGGAUACCUGGUGAUGGUGUAGGAGAUCCUUUUGAUGCAACACUUACACUUGCUUCUGAAGCUGCUCGUCUUGGGGUGACUUUCAUAGAAAACUGUUCUGUCCAGAAAAUAGUAACAAAUGACAAGCAUGAGGUUCGAGGCGUGGAGACUAACAAGGGCCUUAUUACAUGUGAAUACUUUGUAAAUAGUGCUGGGCAUUGGGCAAAUCAUAUCGGAAGAAUGAGUUAUCCUAGAGUCAAAGUUCCCUUGUAUCCUUGUGAGCAUCACUAUCUUCACACUAUGCCUGUAGAAGGAAUUGAUCCUAAUAUGCCAGUAAUUCGAGAUUAUGAUGGUUAUUUCUAUAUUCGUGAAAAAAAUGGAAGCUAUCUGGCUGGUGGAUUUGAACCUAUUUCAAAGCCUUUAGAUUUGAAAGAAAUGGAAUAUCCAACUUCUUUCAAACCACUUGCGGAAGACUGGGAUCAAUUUCAUACAUUGUUAGAACAGGUGCUUUUCCGUAUACCAUCACUUGGUAGAGUAGAAGUUGAAAGUUUGUGUAAUGGACCCGAGAGUUUCAGCCCAGAUUGUAAAUUACUUCUUGGAGAAGCACCUGAGGUGAAAAAUUAUUUUGUGGCAACUGGCAUGAAGGCUACUGGAAUGGAAUCUGCAGGAGGAGUUGGAAAGGUAACAGCUGACUGGAUUGUAAAUGGUGAACCACGAAUGAAUGUUUGGGAUGUUGACAUCAGAAGAUUCCUUGGGCUUCACAAUAAUCCUUUGUUUCUGCGAGACCGAAUGGUUGAAGUUCCUGGCCUGCAUUACAAAGUAAGAUAUCCAAGCUCUGAGUUUCGCACUGGAAGAAAUAUCCGAAUGUCUCCCAUUUAUCCUCGUUUAAAAGCUGCUGGGGCUAUGUUUAGUCAGUCUAUGGGCUAUGAGAGACCUUGUUAUUUUCGUACAGAUAUGGCUGAUUCUGAUCCGAAUGAAACUGAAGUGGAGGUUAAUCCAACAACAUUUUAUAAGCCACCAUGGUUUGAUUAUUUGGAAUCGGAGUAUAUGGCCUGUCGCAGAAAGGUGGCUCUUUUGGAUUAUUCUUCCUUUACAAAACUUGAAGUCUGGUCUCCAGGAAGAGAAGCUUUAGAUCUGCUGCAGUAUUUAUGUUCAAAUAAUGUGGAUAUUCCUAAAAAUGCAAUGGUUCACACUGGAAUGCAGAAUAAAUAUGGUGGAUAUGAGAAUGAUUGUAGCGUUGCUCGAAUGGAUUACAACAGGUUUAUGAUCAUAUCCCCAACUAUCCAACAAACUAGGUGCCAAGCUUGGCUAAAGCGAAACCUGCCUCCAGACAGUCCAGUUCUUGUGACGGAUAUUACAUCUUUGUACACUGCUAUUUGUUUGAUGGGACCUUUGGCUCAAAGUGUGUUGUCUGACUUGACUGAUAGUUCUGUUUCUUAUAAAGAGUUUCCUUUCUUCACAUAUAAAGAACUGAACGUAGGACUGGCCAAUAAAAUUAAAACAUUUCAUCAAACACAUACUGGAGAGCUUGGAUAUGUUUUAUAUAUUCCGAAUGAAUAUGCUCUCCACGUUUAUGACGAAUUGAUGGAUAAAGGACAGAAAUACGGCAUCCAGCAUGCUGGAUACUUUGCACCUAAGGCUCUCAGAGUUGAAAAGUUUUUUGCUUUCUGGGGUCAGGAUCUUGAUACAACCACAACUCCUUUUGAAUGUGGUAGAGUGUACAGAGUUAAUUUUGAAAAAGGAGAUUUCAUGGGAAAAGAUGCUUUACUGAAACAGAAAGCAGAAGGUAUCAAGAAACGUUAUAUUCAACUUGUCCUGGAGGACCAUGAUACAGAUGAAGAUAUUUGGCCAUGGGGAUCAGAACCUAUAUAUGUAAAUGGAAAAUGUGCAGGAUUGACAACCACUGCUGGGUAUGGAUUCACCUUGAAAAAGCAGGUGUGCUUGGGUUUCAUUCGAAAUCUGGAUGACAAUGGUGUUCCUCAAGUAAUCACAAAUGACUUUAUUCUAAAAAGUGAUUUUGAAGUUGACAUUUGUGGCAGAAGAUUCCCAGCUAAAGUUAACAUCCAUUCACCUAACUUAUCAUCUGGUUUUGAGUAUGUCAUCGACUCCAAUGGAUAUAUUGCUACACAAUUCAGUGCUUGAAAUCUCAAGUUUAUGUAGUAAACAUUUGUAGAAAACUGUGAUUUUUGUGAAUAUGUUUAGAUUGUGUUUAAUAAAUUUACUGUUGCCAUGUUUUUAAAUAUUUAUCGUAAAUAAAGAUUUUUUGUUAUUACUGA